Molecule: messenger RNA, 558 nt
Organism: Penicillium pulvis
Lineage: Eukaryota; Fungi; Ascomycota; Eurotiomycetes; Eurotiales; Aspergillaceae
Product: putative antigenic thaumatin domain protein
Exons: 1
Coding region: 1-558 (185 amino acids)
Source: RefSeq, a predicted model, not a curated record
AUGUACUUCUCCAACGUUCUUGUCACCAGCAUCCUUGCUGUCACUGCUGCCGCCAUGCCCCGCCCCAACAACGUGGCCCGCGAUGCUACCUCCACCUCGACUAGCACCAGCGCCAGCUCCACUUCGUCGAGCUCCGGCAGCGUCCAGAUCGUCAACAACCUGGACACAGAUGUCUACGUCUGGAGCACUUCAUCCAGCUCCGGUGACAUGCAGACCCUCAGCACCGGUGGCGGCACCUACAGCGAGAACUGGCAGAUUAACCCCAACGGCGGCGGUAUCUCCAUCAAGAUGUCCACCUCCACCAGCGAGGACAGCGUCCUUCAGUUCGAGUACACCGAGGAGGGUGAGACUCUUUACUGGGAUCUUUCCUCCAUCAACCUCGACUCUGACUCUGACUUCAUUACCUCUGGUUUCUCGGUCACCCCCAGUGACUCUAGCUGCUCUUCGGCUACCUGCGAGGCUGGUGACACCAACUGUGCUGCUUCUUACCAGCAACCUGAUGACACCGACACCAACUCGUGCUCCACCAGCGCCCAGUACGUUCUGACUCUGGGCUAA